UUAACCAAAUUCAGUGCUAUGACCGCGCCGCGAGCAAAAUGGUUAUGGAGAAAUUAAUUCUCACCUCGUUGUUGUUUUCUUUCGGUUUUUGUCAAUUCGAUCCGCAUUUCUUUGGCAAUCGGAGCGCCUUCGUCCACCUGUUCGAGUGGAAGUGGCUGGACGUUGCCGAUGAAUGCGAGAGGUUCUUGCAACACAAAGGAUACGGCGGAGUGCAGAUAUCUCCGCCCAAUGAAAACUUGGUAAUUGAAAAUAGACCAUGGUGGGAAAGAUACCAACCAGUCAGUUACAUAUUAAAGACACGAUCUGGUGACGAAGACGACUUCAAAGCAAUGACCAGGCGUUGCAAUAACGUUGGAGUAAGAAUCUAUGUAGAUGCUGUUAUAAACCAUAUGAGCGCAUCGGAUGGCACCGGCACUGCAGGAAGUAAAGCCGACUACAAGAAUAAAAUAUUCCCAGCAGUACCAUAUAGCAAAAGUGAUUUCCACGACAAUUGUGCGGUGAGCAAUUACCAAGACAUAGGAAACGUGAGAAAUUGCCAGUUGGUCGGUUUAAGCGACUUGGACCAUAGUAAAGAAUACGUCAGGCAGAAAAUAUCCGAGUAUAUGAACCACCUUAUAGAUCUAGGAGUGGCAGGCUUUAGGGUCGAUGCAGCGAAACAUAUGUGGCCUGAAGAUUUGAAGAAGAUCGUUUCCAAACUUAAAAAUUUAAACACCAAGUAUGGAUUCGCGGCGAAUUCUAAGCCUUUCGUUUUUCAAGAAGUUAUAGAUCUUGGUAACGAAAGAGUGAUCCCAGACUACGUCGAGAUAGGAGCCGUGACGGAAUUCAAGUACAGCAACUCCAUCUCCAACGUUUUCCAAGGAAACGACAAACUCACCUACCUCGACAGCUGGGGCCCCACAUGGGACUUUCUGUCAAAUGGCGUCGCUGUGGUGUUCGUGGACAACCACGACACCCAGAGGGAGGAAGGAAAAUUGACGUACAAAAAAUCGAAACAGUACAAAAUGGCCAACGCAUUCAUGUUGGCGCAUCCAUACGGUGUUCCCAAAGUUAUGUCUAGCUUCGACUUCAACGAAAGGAACCAGGGACCACCUCAGGACGGUUCUGGCAACUUGGUUUCACCGCAAAUAAACACGGAUGCGACGUGUGGCAACGGCUACAUCUGCGAGCACCGCUGGAGACAGAUCUACAACCUGGUGGAGUUCAGGAUGGUAGCGAAAGGCACCCCAGUGACCAACUGGUGGUCGAAUGGCGACCAACAGAUCGCUUUCUGUCGAGGGAAUAGAGGUUUUGUGGCUUUCACCAAUUGGGGAGAUUUGAAACAGCGUUUACAGACGUGUGUGUCUCCUGGAACGUAUUGCGAUGUCAUUUCUGGUGGUGUUAGGGAUGGGAGUUGUACUGGAAAAAGUAUAGUGGUAGAUGGUGAUGGAAUGGCUAAUAUUUCUUUAGAAAGUAACGAAUACGAUGGAGUUCUUGCUAUUCAUAUAAAUUCAAAAUUGUAAUAAACAUUGUGAAUAAUGAUGUGGGAAUUAAAAAUUAAUAAAGUUUUUUAUACUUUUAA
This is a messenger RNA of Anoplophora glabripennis (Asian longhorned beetle), 1558 nucleotides long. Its product is annotated as alpha-amylase-like. The coding region runs from base 39 to 1499 and encodes 486 amino acids. Lineage: Eukaryota; Metazoa; Arthropoda; Insecta; Coleoptera; Cerambycidae. The record is from RefSeq and is a predicted model, not a curated record. Gene Ontology annotation, molecular function: alpha-amylase activity; cation binding. The transcript has 6 exons. Gene Ontology annotation, biological process: carbohydrate metabolic process.